GUUAGGAGAGAAUUUCUAUUCGCAUUUACCGUGUGGCAGAAAGCUAGAUGACAGUCAGCGAAUGUUGAUGUUUCGGAUCGGUUUAAAUGGAAUGCGAAAUCCUGCAAGUUGUCGUAGCAUGUGCGCGUGUUUUGUUCCAUUCCUUGGAUAUCUUUAAUUUGUGCAUAUAAUAUAGGACUAUGCAUAGACCAGAGACGACAGCCCUCGAUCUUAGGGCUGAUGGUAUGGAAACUAAUAUCACAUUGUGGCAGUUUCUUCUUGAGUUACUCUUGAGCAACCAAUACACACAUAUUAUCACAUGGACGAACAACGAUGGCGAAUUCAAGUUGCUAAAUGCCGAGGAGGUGGCAAGGCUGUGGGGUUUACGUAAAAACAAACACAACAUGAAUUACGACAAGUUAUCUCGAGCUCUCCGCUAUUAUUAUGACAAAAACAUCAUACGCAAAGUAUUGGGACAAAAGUUUGUUUACAGAUUUGUGUCUUUUCCUGAAAUUGUAAAGACAGAAAACAAAAUUCCUUUUCACGUUAAAAUGGAAACUAUUAACAAAACACCAUUCAGCAGGCAAACAUCUCCACCGCCUCCCCAACAUGCCCACAAAAGUCCACCGUACGGUCUUCCCAAACCCGAACCGCUUUCACCGAAGAGGCACCACGAAUUGUACGACGGAAAUCGUGGUUUACCCAGCACACUCUGGUUGUUGUCCGAUCCCCGACAUUUACCGACCGAUUUGAGGAGAGAACCCAAAAGGUCAUUCAGCGACGAAGACGACGAUUUUCCGUCUCCUCUGGUGGAUCACGAUGAAGGAUCUUGCGAAGAAGGACCCAGAGACUUAUCGACAACUUCCAAACGCAUCAAGUCAGAGACUGAAACGAGUGAUUCGUGUCACUCUCCAUCUGGCUCGUCCUCUUGUAGCGGAAGUCCCGCUCCGUCUAUCGGUGGUGGCAGCACCGGUUCUGGCACUACCAUUGCAAUUCCCAGACCCAAACCAAAGCCUCCUCCAAUCGGGCCCAUUUCGUCGACCGUGGCUUCUUUAGGCUCCUUGCAGACGCCCAUUGUGACAUUUACGAGCCCUUUCCUCCCACAAAGCAAGACACCUCUUAUGACACUACCUUUUUGGAGUCCUUUUCCUUUACCCAGUCCUCGAGGAUACUCCGCUUCGGGAAAUGGCACUCACUUCCAAUUCCCAAGUUCUCACAUGGGACUCACUUCCUUUCCACCACUAAGUCCCUUUCUGGGACAUCCCUAUUCCCCAUUUGAUCCACAACUGCUGCUCUCACCCGCAAAGUCUAUCCCUGUGCUUCAGUGAAAAACAGUGCUUUGGAUGGCAGUUCUUUCAAAGACUAUUCACAAACUGUGCUAAACUUUUAUCUUCUACCUCCAGUGGCCCUUUUUCAGCACAGUAUUCUUUUGGAUAAUUACGCAAGAGUGACAGACAUCCACGAACAGUGCUAAUUUCUAUUUUUCUGCCUAGAGUGGCCUUUUUAGCUCAGUAAUUUUCGGAUAGCACAGUAGUGAUAUGAUGGCAAUAAAACAAUAUGCAGAUUCUUUUGACACUUCACGAUAAGUAACGUUCUAUUUUUUUUUUCAAUAAAUUCUUCAUGUGUUGGGGGUUUAUGCAAGUUCUGUGAUAUAUGGAAUAAGGACAAUCUAAAAAAGUUUUCUUUUAAAAAAAUAAUAAGUUCGAAGUGCAAAUGAACAGAAAUUUUAUAACACUAGUCGCCCAUUUAGUAUUGAACUGUGUAGAAAUAAAAAAAUUUUUAGACUGUGGGCCAAUUUUGCAAAAUGGGAUUGUAAAUUGUUCAUUCUAAUAAAAGCAAAAGACUUCGCUAAAUUGUGAAUACAACAGUAGCAUGCUGCUUUAGCCGCAACACUCUAUUUUUUGAGAUUGUUUUAUUAUUAAAGUGUUUAUUGUGACCUAUUUUUUGCAUCUGCUCUGCUCAAAUGAUCUAUUGCCUUUGAAAAUUCAGCCAAUUUUUAUCAAUAAUUGUGCCUUAUGUCAUCAUUAAGAUGCAUAUAUUUUAUAGAAAAUGUUUACAUUGUUACCCUUUCCUAAAAAAUAUUAUAUUUGAUGCAUUAUUAAUAAUGUAAAAAGAAAUAACUUUCAGGCAGUUGUAUAAUUAGAACCAUAUUACUGCCGCAACUCACGAGUAUAAGUUCUGUUGAUUCUCAAAUGAGGUAUUUAAUUCAAACUUUUAUUUUAUCUUAUUAUUUCAUUAUCAAUCAUUACUGAAUUCUUUUAAUGAUGUAGAAAUAAUAAGCAUGUUUUUCACUUUCAUACUUUUUAUGAAUAAGGCCAUGAUAUUCACAGACAUUUUAAAUUAAAAUUUUUACAAACUAAUUGUCAGUUAUAAAAUACAUUUUUUUUCCUUCAUUUAUUCAAUUUCAACAGUUUUAAAUGUAUACUACUCUUAAAUAUAAAGCAUAUAUAUUUUUCAUAUAAAAACCUAUUUAUAUAAUCAAAUUACAUCAGGCUAUUCAACAUAUUUAAUCCAUUAGUUAUUAUACAUAUAAAUUUUAAACUGAGGCUCAAAUCUUAAACCAACAUCAAAGUAGUUAAGUAAUAUUGAAUGAUGUAAUCAUCCAAUUACAAAAUACUAUGUUAUUCAACAAAUCUUAUGUAGAAUGUAAUUCUUUGAUUUUAGUUAUAUUUCCUGUUUGCACCAUAAACAUAUUUUUAAAGAAAAACAUGUAUGAAAAAAUACUAUACAAUGAUUAUACAUAGUUAAUGUUGUUAAAAGAAACAUUCCUAUUUGUGUUAUAUGCAAACAUAUUUUAUAGAAAGUAGUUUUUAUUGCUCAACAUAUUCAAAGUGCACUUAUCUUUGUAGUCUCAGGAAAGGCUGUUCCAUAUAAAAUAUAAUUUUCAAUUCAAUUCAAUUAUAUUUCAAGUCAAUUAUAAUUGCAACUUUCCCUGCUCUUUUAAAAGGGAAAAUAAAAUUCCCUGACAAUUCCAGGUUUUCCCAGACCCGUGGGAGUUUUGUAAGAAGUUUUUAUUUCAAAGAAUUCAUAUGUGCCUAGGAGAUAAGUCCUGAGAAUGGAUUGGGUGAAGUAGAACAUUUCUUUAAAUUCUGACUCUUAAAAAAUGAGAAUGAGAGAAUAAUUGUACUCCAAUAUAUUAGAUUUCAAUUUAAAAACUGCAAUAUUUAACUGAUUUUAAAGUACAAAGAAACUUAACAUUACAUAAAAAAAAUUCUGACUAAAGUUUCAAUAUAAUUUUUUUUAUGUUCAUUAUUUACUUAAAUCUAUAAUUAAAGAAUGUAUAAAUUAUUUUUUUAUUAAAUUAACAAUAAAACAAUCUUAAUAUUAAAAUUCUGGAGUUAGAAAAAAAAACUUAUUUUAAUUGACUUUCUAUUAGAGGUUUACUUCACUUUUAAGCUUUACUUAGGAAUUUAAACAAUGUGUAAUAUAAUACUAUCAGUGCUUUUUCUCAUAUUAUUCUUUAUCUCUCUUUAACUUUAUUUAGAUGCAGUAGUAAGUAAAUCCUUUAUUUCUCCUUACUGCAGAGUAAAGCUAACUCUCCUUUGUUUUAAUGUAGCAUAGCUCAAAGUUAAUUUUUUUAAAAUUUCCCCUUAAAGUAGUGCAUUGUUAAUAUCUUCUACAUGAAGCAAUAAGGAGGAUAAAAAAAAUCUAGUUAAAUAGGGAUAAUUUUUGGAACUUUCCUGAGAUUUUUGUUAAAAUGCACGAAAAUAAAAAAGAAAACUUUUUGAUUAAAUCAGGGGGUUGGUAUGUAUGAUUUUAUAUGGAACAACCUAUAACAGUUCAUUUUUAACUUUAGUUUCAUCCAUUGCAUUUUGUUAAAGGGAUUGAUUGUAACUAUCUGUGCAAUAAUUUUCAUUUUGUAGUGUUGUCUAUUUUGUUGUAGAAACCAUUUCAAGGAUACUGCUACUAUAUUACCCUCAUUCCUUGAGACUAUUAAAAAUAUUACCCAACAAUAAAUAAAUUUAACUGCAGGACAGGUUCUGCAUAGGAGUUAUCAACCCUGGUGGUUGUAGCUUUGUUUUCGCUUCACAAACCAUUUUGAAGAACCUAGUGGAAGAAUAUGUUUAGUGGCACUCAUGUUACGGUUGUUUGUAAGUGUGGAAUUUAUUCUGUUAAAUAAGCAGAGGUGUGAACCAUUAAUCUAUCCCGAAUUAUUACCAUUUAAAAUAUAAAUUAUGGUCAUAAUAAAAAUUAUGAUUUUAGAUAAUUUUCAUAAUAAUUAGUUAAAAAUAAGUUUUUUUAAACUAUCAAGAGUUAUAAAAUUGUGUGGUUUGCAGUAAAUAUUAAAAAAAAAAACCCUUAGGUGUUACAUUUUUUAUUAAAUGAAUCACGCAUAAACUAUCAACAGUUAUAAAAUUUUGUGGUUUGCAGCAAGUAUUUCAAAAAAUCAACUUAGGUGUUACUUUUUUUUAUUAAAUAAAUUCACACAUAGGCAUAUACCUUAAAGCAUUAAGUAGUAAAAACACCUUGAAAUUUGUACUAAUUCGAAUUUCGUUAAUGUUAUAUGUAUUAUUGUACUCCGAAUUACGGAUAGCUAGUUUAGCACCUCUAAAUAAUGCGAUGAAAAAGUUCAUUUUUAAGAUUCGUCUAAAAUAUUCUUCCAUUUAGCCGUAAUUAAUUGUAAUGGCUAACAGUGCUCAUUGUAUAUUUCAUUCAAAACAAUAUUUUUAAAAAUAUUAAAUAGUCAUGAAUAUGAGUUUGUAUUCCAAAAGGUCAUCCAAUUGAAAUUGAAACUAGGUAAGAAUGUACAAAUUGUAAUAUAAACUUAUUUUAAACGGUUUGCCAGUACUUCUGAAGACAAUCAGAAAAAUGUACAGUGUAUUUCAGUACUGGUAGAACUAAGUGUUUGUUAUAAUGAGGUGCAAUAGGAGCAGUAUUCUCUCUCAUAUCAAAAGGUUGUUGUGUACAGUCAAAUAUUACAGAUUCUAUUGCAUAUACUGGACCAAAAGCGGCCUUCUUGUAUUAUAAGUGUCUUUCCUCAUUAAAAAAUGCUGUUCAAUAAAAUGUAUAAUUAUAUAAAA
This is a messenger RNA of Parasteatoda tepidariorum (common house spider), 5000 nucleotides long. RefSeq names its product blocked early in transport 5. Gene Ontology annotation, cellular component: nucleus. Gene Ontology annotation, molecular function: DNA-binding transcription factor activity, RNA polymerase II-specific; sequence-specific DNA binding. The record is from RefSeq and is a predicted model, not a curated record. Gene Ontology annotation, biological process: regulation of transcription by RNA polymerase II; cell differentiation. NCBI's taxonomy places the organism in Eukaryota, Metazoa, Arthropoda, Arachnida, Araneae, Theridiidae.